Molecule: messenger RNA, 4149 nt
Organism: Mercenaria mercenaria
Lineage: Eukaryota; Metazoa; Mollusca; Bivalvia; Venerida; Veneridae
Product: adhesin BmaC autotransporter-like
Exons: 17
Coding region: 1-4149 (1382 amino acids)
Source: RefSeq, a predicted model, not a curated record
AUGGACACAUUUCUAGUCAAACUAGAGUUAACUUAUGUUGCAGUACAGUCAGUAUCUGGAGACGGGAACAUCUAUGCUCAAGGAGGAUCUAUAGGUGCAGAUCUUGGUACCUGGACAACAACAACAACUACCACAACAACAGUAGCUCCAGUAAAUGUGUCGGCAGUGGAUAACAGCACAAACUCCACAGACAGUGAUGAUGCAGGUUGGACAGGAGAGUCUGAUCCAGGAUGUCUAGGGGGUGGAGGUGCAGGAGGUCGUGUUGCAUUACAUCGUGCGGUAGACACUUUUUCUGGUGCAAUUCUUGCUCAUGGUGGCACAGGGUAUGAGUGUGGUGGUGCUGGCACAGUUCUUAGAAUGAACACCACAGAUAACACAAAGAAAUUGACUGUGGAUAAUGAGAAUGUAUGCACACCCCAGGAUUCUCGAGUGGAUUGGACACAACUGUCAGACACACACAGAGGACAACUUAGUUUCCACACAUGGCUGUUUGAUGAUCCUAACUCGCAUGAUCAUGUGUUUGAAGAGGUGCACUUGAGUGGACAAGCACAGUUAGCCUUGUACAGGAAAAAUGGUGAAACAUUCACACAAACUAUAACUGUUAAGAAAACAUCGGGAGACAAAAGUGCAAUGUGGCAUGUUGGCUCAUACCAAGACUUUACUGCACAACUGCCAGAUGAUAGUCCUGAACAACAGUUCGGAAUGCUUGUGUAUGAGGGAGGUGUCAUGCAGUCAGAACAAACGUACACAGUCACUGGUAUAUCCAUAGAAAAUGAAGGUUCCAUGCAAGGAGUUGAACAUCUUGUUAUAGGACCAAUGGGGAGAAUUACUCUGCGGCCUGACAGUAGUAGUGGUAACCUACCAGAGAUAGUGUUCACCUCUGUUACUGUGAAAGGAGGUGGAACUCUUGUUAUUGAAUCAGAAGGAAAUGGAAUGAAACUGGUUGGCACAGACUUCACUGUGGAGAGUGGAGGAACAGUUGAGGCUGAUAACAUGUACCUGGUAGCUGAUACAUUGACUGUAGAAGACUCUGCAUAUAUAAAGGCUGAUAAACUGGCCGUUCACUCAGACGGAGGCCAAGGUAAGGGAAUAAAUGGACGUGGAGCUGGACAUGGCGGUCAGGGCGGGAAAGCAACCAAUACAGGCACUGCCUCUAGUUCCAAUUCAACAACAACACCUGCAUAUGGAGGUGGCCUCUAUUAUGGAGAUGUUGUAACUCCUACCUCAGCUGGCAGUAGUGGAAUAUUCAAAGAUUUUACAAACGAUGUGGAGGUCAAAGGAGGAGGAAUUCUAAAGUUUGAUAUCACAACUAUUGCUAACAUUGAUGGUGUAAUCAGCUGUAAUGGUGAAGAUGGCACAUCUCUAGCUGGUGGUGCUAGUGCCGGAAGUAUAAUACUCAAUGCUCAUACAUUCAAUGGAAAAGGAAAGAUUUCUGCUAAUGGUGGUAAAGGGACAUCAACUACUGGGGGAGGAGCAGGUGGGAGAACAGCCAUAUCAUAUACAGACUCUGAGUUCACAGGCUCUUGGGAAGCAUUUGGCGGCAGUUCUUCACACAGCACAGGUGGUGCAGGAACCGUGUAUGUUAAUGCUAAUGGGAAGACCAAAUUGUUCAUUGACAAUAAAGAACCAUACUCCAUUGAGGGCACUAUACAAACCUUUGACCAGUCUGGGAUAGAGGACUAUGACAGUGGACGUGCAUGGAUUGUCUUCCCAGGUUCUGGUUCCCUCACUGUAGAUCAACUCUACCUAAAAAAUGGAGCCCAUCUUGCUUUGGAACCAGCUGAAAACCCAGCUGAUGCAGAAUACAUUUUCACCACAGAAGGUUUCUAUGGAGAUGGGUUUGUAGAAAGUCCGUGUAAACUUGGAACCAUUCAUGUUGGACCCCAUCAGACUUUUACUGUCAAGGCUGUAGACAGGUAUUUCCCAGCACAUGCUAUAGUGUAUGAGGAUGGUCUGCUGAAAACACCAUCUAAAUUGAAGUAUUUCAACUCGCGCAGUACGGUGUAUGGUACCGUCAGUGGAGUGACUGAACUUACUCUUACAAAAUCAACUCUAGACUUGAAGAGUACCAGUAGGACAGAGGGAAGUAAAACUGGUGGAAAGUAUUCAAUCUCCACCAUCAGCAUAAUGGCAGGAGGCAUCCUAAAGCUCAGUGAUGACAUACAGUAUCACUUAGACACAGACAACUUUUAUGUAGCUCCUUCUGGUCUUGUUGAAGCUGGUAAUUUGCUCUUAGAGACUCACACAGUCACCAUUGAAGAGGGAGGUGUCAUAGAUCUAAGCGAAAGAGGCAACAUGAAGUCUGGGCCAGGUUACUUGCCUAACUACGGUGCUGGUCAUAGUGGAGAAGGUGGGGGCUACUAUAACAGUUCCUAUGACAUAUAUGAGCGUGGAGCAGCCUAUGAUGACUUUAAGGAACCAGUGUUAGCUGGGUCUGGAGGAGAUACAGCAGCAGGUGGAGGUGUGAUCAAAAUACAGGCUUCUGAUACUGUUGACAUACAGGGAGAGAUCAAUGCUGAUGGUGGUAGUGCUACCUCUAUUGAUGCAGAUGGAAAUUCUGGUAAUUAUGGUGGUGCUUCUGGUGGCAGUAUUUGGAUAACAGCAAGUAACAAUGCCAGGAUUGGAGGCUUACUUCAUACCAAUGGUGGUUCAGCUACUAGCUCCGGAGGUGGGGGAGGUGGUUUUAUAGCUAUCUACUAUAGUAAUGGCUAUGUUGAUGACCGCUACAUCACAUCAUACGGAGGUUCCACACUGAAUGGUGAAACAGGUGCUGCUGGAGUUAUAUAUCUUGAAGAAAAUGGAAACACAAAGGCACUGAUCAAGACAGAUGAAGCCUCAGAUUGCCUGUCCACCAUGUCUGUUAACCCUGACUUAGCAAGUAUUGAACUGCACACAAUAGAAGUCAUGGGACGGGCGAAAGUAGGCUUCCUGAAACGAGAGACUACACCAGCUUUGAAUGCUCAUGUUGCAACAAUCAAAGGAAAUGAUCAAUCACUGAUAAGAAUUGAUCAAAAUGUAGAUUUGUUUUGGGGAACUAGAUUAGGCCAAGUAGAUGAAUUGAGAAUCAAUACAAAUAUUCUUGUAAAUGAAAAUGGAAAAAUUGAUCUUCCAAAGACAGUGAUCAUUGACAAAGGUUGGUCCCUAGAUGUUUGUGGAACAAUAUCUUCCAAUACAGAUGAGAUGACAGUGAGGGAAGGUGGUGCAUUGAGGAUGUCUCAUCCUGCCUCAGAUCUACAAAUUCAUACUCUUGUCAUUGACUACAAUGGAAAACUGGAAGGCUCAAGUUAUUGCGACACAACCACUAACAAGGUCACACUGCAGCUCACUUACUUCAACAAAACAAGUGAUUUCAGCCUAGAUACAAGUAAGUUUUCUUUGAGUGCAUCAAAAGAAGGAACAGUUUCACCAACAGGAACAACAAAUGCCGUAGACUCUGAAUGCCCUAGCAGCGGAUCUUUCACACUCAAGAGAAAUCAGUAUUGUACAUUAUCGACAGGCACACACACAUAUUCUACUAUCACAAUCAAUGCUGGAGCUGAGCUAAGAUUAGACGGAAGUAAAACAGGUUCAGGAACAACAACCAUCAAAGCUGCAAAUAUUUAUUUGAAUUUUGGUGGUUUAAUCACUGGUAUUGGUAAAGGGUUCAAGACUGGAGGGAGUGGGGCAGCUUCCUCAGGACAGGGUGCUACCCAUGGUGGUAGAGGUGUAGGUAACACAAAAUCUUUAUAUGGCUCAAUUACAGCACCUGUGACUUACGGCAGCAAUGGACCAAGUGCUACUGACUCCUCAGGCAGAGGUGGAGGACAAAUUAAGUUACAAGUAACAAAUACAAUAAACAUUGAUGGCACUAUUGACAUGAGUGCUGAUUCAGGAACUGGAGGAAGUGGUGGUUCUAUAUACAUCACAGCAAAGAAAAUAGAAGGAGAUGGUUACAUGUUAGCUGAAGGCAGUUCAGGAGGUGGAGGAGGAAGGAUAGCUGCUGAUGCUUCCAACACAUACUCCUAUACUGGAACUCUUUCUGCUGUUGGUGGAGAAGAUAGUUCUGGAAACAAAGGAUCUGCUGGUACUAUCUACCUGGAGUAUCCUGGAGUUGAGAAGGUGAUUAUAAGUGGUAACGGUACAGAAACAACACCAAUAAUCACAGACUAA